Molecule: messenger RNA, 4174 nt
Organism: Tribolium castaneum (red flour beetle)
Lineage: Eukaryota; Metazoa; Arthropoda; Insecta; Coleoptera; Tenebrionidae
Gene: Klp98A
Product: Kinesin-like protein at 98A
Exons: 19
Coding region: 139-3711 (1190 amino acids)
Biological process (GO): microtubule-based movement
Molecular function (GO): ATP binding; phosphatidylinositol binding; microtubule binding
Source: RefSeq, a predicted model, not a curated record
CAAAAAAAAUCAAAUGGCGUUUGUGACAUGACAGCUGUAAAACGAAAACAAACUUGUAGCGUAAUUUACGCGUAAUUACCGUGAUUAGCAAAAAAAUGGUUUAUUUUUAAGUUAAUUAAAAUAGCGUGAGGUGAAAAAAUGGCGUCGGUGAAAGUGGCAGUUCGAGUAAGGCCCUUUAACCAAAGGGAACUUGACAUGGAUGCAAAAUUAAUUAUUCAAAUGAGCGGAAAGACUACGGGAAUAUUAAACUGCAAGGCUAACGCACGAGAUGAAAACAUUAGAUACAAAGAAUUCACUUUUGACCACUCAUACUGGUCCCACGACGAGAAUUCGCCAAACUUUGCCUCCCAAGAACGCGUUUACAGCGACUUGGGGACGGAAGUCGUCGACUGCGCUUUCCAAGGAUAUAACGCCUGUGUGUUUGCUUAUGGGCAAACUGGGAGCGGGAAAACCUUUACCAUGAUGGGAUCUCCAGAUAAUCAGGGUUUGAUUCCCAAAAUUUGUAAAUCUUUGUUUGAUAGAAUGGCCGAAAAUUCAAAACGGGGCACCACUCACAGAGUACAAGUCAGUUACCUUGAAAUUUACCAGGAACGGGUGGCUGAUUUGUUGCGGGGCCGCGAUAAUUCGUCGUUAAAAGUGCGGGAGCACCCUAAAAAGGGGCCCUACGUUCAGGGCUUAACGACGUGCCUGGUCACUAAUUAUGGGCACAUUCAGGAAUGCAUGAAUCGCGGCAAUUCACAUCGGACUACAGCUGCAACUAAUAUGAACGAUGUGAGCAGUCGUAGCCACGCUAUUUUUACCAUAACUUUUGUGCAAGCUGGCUAUUGUGAUGGUGUUCCUAGUGAAACAGUUUCAAAGAUACAUCUAGUAGAUUUAGCAGGGAGUGAAAGAGCUGAUGCGACUGGAGCCACCGGUCAGCGAUUAAAAGAAGGGGCACAUAUCAAUAAAUCUCUCGUGACUCUUGGUUCUGUGAUAUCGGCUUUGGCUGAGUUAUCAGUGGAAAACAGUGGUCAGCGAAAAUCAUUUUUUAUACCAUAUCGAGAUUCUGUGCUCACUUGGCUUCUAAAAGAUAGUUUAGGUGGUAAUUCUAAGACCAUCAUGAUAGCAACCAUCAGUCCUGCUGACUGCAAUUAUGGUGAAACUUUAAGUACACUGAGGUACGCAAAUCGAGCUAAAAAUAUUAUUAAUAAGCCGACUGUCAACGAAGAUCCUAACGUUAAAUUAAUCAGGGAGUUACGAGAUGAGAUUAGUAAAUUAAAAGCGCUUAUGUUUAGUGAGCAAAGAUCGGAUAUGUUGGCCCAACUGCAUGAAAAAGAAGCUAGGGAAAAGGAAUUGACGGAGGAGUGGGCCGGUAAAUGGCGCGAAGCUCAGGCAAUUCUCAGGGAACAAAGGGCAUUAGGAUUGCGCAAAGCCGGCCCUGGCGUCGUUUUAGACUCAGACAGGCCACAUCUAGUGGCAAUUGACGACGACCCUCUUAGUACUGGAGUAACUUUGUACCACCUCAAGGAGGGAAAAACUACAAUCGGAACGGAAGAUUCGGAUGUGAAACAGGACAUCGAACUGAAAGGGGCCGGUAUGGAGCCCCAACAUUGUACAAUAACGUUCGAAAAUGGGGUGGCAACACUUACCCCAAAUCCGGGGGCUUACGUUAUGCUGAAUAAUGUGCUCAUUGAGGCCCCUGCUAGACUUUCCCAAGGUUGCAUUAUUUUCCUGGGAAAAGCCCACGUCUUUCGUUUUAAUGACCCUGCCGAAGCUGCAGAGUUGCGUAAAGGCGAACGCACCUAUAAUUUGUCGCGUCUGAGUUUGCUGAGUUGGUCCACGCCUGAUUUGGCUGUGUCUAUGGAAAAUCUGCAACCAAGUCAAGACGAUGAGAAGAGUGAGAUUGAGAUCCAAAGACUUAAUUUAGAGAAGGAGAAAGAGGUGUUUGAGAAGGAGCAAGAGGCGUUCGAGCGGAAACGCAAAACUUUAGAAGAGGCGCAGGCGAAAUUGGAGGCCGAGAAGGCGCUGAUGCAUGAAGAGCACGCGCGUCAGACUCGCCGCUUGCAGGAAGACUGGCACCAUUUAACACUCGAGCAAAGACAACGCGAAUUUCAAUUGAAAGAGAAGGAAAAAGAGUUGAUAGCGCGACGAGAGGAAUUGGAACGUGAGCGGCAUAAAAUCUGGGGCGAAAUAAACCACGAAUUUGAGCAAUUGCAAGAUUUUAAGUCUAAUGUUGUCAUUAAAUUGAAUAAUGCUUGCCAGUUUAUUACGUCACAUGCCAAUGAUUUUACCUUUCCUAAUCCUCAAAUCAAAAAAGUCUUUCAGGAACUAGUACUGAAAAGCGAGAGUAACUCAUUGACUGAUGCCGAGUCUGAUAUUUUAAUUGACGCCUUAAAUAGUGUUAGGGGCCCUUCACUUAUUCAGGAGUUGGUUGUGCAACAUAGGAAAGAAUUAGCCGAGCUUCAAGCCGAAUUAAAUAAGCGAGUUGAGGCGCUUUCAGAGCGGCGAAAGACUGUAGAAAUGCUCGAUAAAAAAUUGCUAGAUUUAGUUGACCAACAAGCCUCGCUUGAUAUUAAUCCACAAGAUGAUCACCUUGUUGACCUCAAACAGUCUUUAGCUUCGCGCACGAAAGAGGAACUCGAAAAGAUUGAGAAGAAAAAACAAGGAUUGAAACUGAAUUUGAAAAAAAUUAAUUCCGUCGACGAGCCAAACUCCUGCGAGACCAACUACACCAGCAGUUUAGAAAAAGGUAGCACUUUGAGCAGUGACACUUAUCACACUGCUGCAAGUGUUUGUUCACCCGUUUUAAACAAUCUCGACUGUCUUAUGAGCGACAGUGGGGUGGAAUUGCGACCGUCGCCGCGAAUUCAGGACGAAAGCGAUUUGUCAAGCAACGAGGAAUAUAAGGUGAUUAGUGAUUCGCAAUCGACAAGUUCGAUCGAGAAUCACUUGCCGGUCAUUCGGAAAAAACGGAAAGAUAUCGAAGUGUUGCGUAGAUUAAGCCAGAAAAUUUUACAACAAAAGCAAAGUAUUUUGCGAAGCUUGGACUCGGGGUAUCCGAAGGUUCAAAUCGAUUCGCAAAUUGCGGUUUUGCAGGAGUUGCAAAGGCAAUAUAUGGCGAUUAAGUGUGGAAGUGGUUCGGUUUUGUCGCCUGCAACCGAACAUCCGUUGCAGGAUGUGGAUAGUGCGAGUCCGAGUCCGGUUAAACCGUUUCACACCGGGUCCACCUCGGCUCUGUAUUCGCCGAAUUUACAGGUGCAAAGCCACAGACUGUCCUCAUACAAUUACAACCUCCACCGAUCUAUGCCUUCGAUUGCUUCAGAAGCUGAUAAUGACUCAGUCGUCACAAUCAGCAGCUAUUGCAUUCGAGGUGCCGGUACAAAAACCCACUACGAAUACGAGGUCCGAGUUUGUACAUCCGACGACCGUUGGAGCAUCCUUCGGCGUUACAGCCGUUUCAGAGACCUUCAUAUCGCAAUGAAAGCGCGAUAUGGUGACAAAGUUGCAUCGAUUCCAUUUCCGGCCAAACAACUUUUCGCAAACAGCGAAACUGUUGCCAAAUCACGCAAACGACAGUUGGAAUUUUACUUACGAAGAUUGAUCGAAACGUGCAAAAAUUUACCGGCGUGCCCUUUGGCAUACGGUGAUACAGUUACCAAAGCGGCCUUAAUUAGCUUCUCACCGUUCUUCAGAAAGGGGGUCUUCGAGAAUGGCAAAUACGGCACUUCCUGAGAGUUUUGCGUCCAGUUUAUGCGUAGAAUAAGAGAAAUGGGCAAUAGCUAAUAAUGUAUUAUUUAUUUUUAUUUAAAACACGACACCUAGGUAAUUAUAGUUAGGUUUGGUGGGGUUAUAAGCUUUAAAUCACCAAAAUUGUAUUGUCAUAAUCUUAAUUGAAAACAAAGCGGGUUCAUACACUUCCUGCUAAACGACUAAACUACCAAGCUUUUAAUUAACUUUCUGAUCAUUGUGGCCAGAAGCCGCUUUGGUCGCAAAUUUGUUAAAAGCUCUAUAUUACGGUUAAGGCUUGAAGUGACUCAGAUCAAAUGAAUUCUUCUAAUGUGAUAAUUGUUAAAAGUGUGAUAAAUUGCAAUUUCUCAAAAGUAGUAUUAUGCGCUGUUGUUUCAGAUUUGUUAUUAUAUUUUUUUUAUGUGUAAAGUCUGUACAGUUUUGUAACCAAUAAAGUUUGAAAAAUCAA